Cylicocyclus nassatus is the source of this 2358-nucleotide messenger RNA. Lineage: Eukaryota; Metazoa; Nematoda; Chromadorea; Rhabditida; Strongylidae. The record is from the annotation of a GenBank genome assembly.
AUGUCUGCUUCACCUUUAUCACUGGUCAUUGCUGAUAUUGUCGAAUUUUUCAAUGUGACUUGGAGUCAUAUGCAGAAACAUUAUCAAUGUAGCGCAAUGUCGCUGUGCAGAGACCCCAAGUACCAAGAUCUCAAAAGUUUUGUGGAAGUCAAUGAGAAGGACAAACUAAGCAUCUACGAGCAACUUCUCAGUGAUCCAGACAGGUUUAACAAGUAUACCCGUACCAUUGACACUCCCGAUGGCACCGUGCUUUUCGACUUUUCUAAACAUCGAAUAUCUGACACCACAUUCGAGAAAUUGAUAGAUUUGGCUAAAUCUAGAAAUGUGGAGUCGAUGCGCGCAGCUAUGUUCGGUGGCGAGCGCAUUAAUUUCACCGAGAAUCGCGCUGUACUACAUAUCGCUCUUAGGAACAGAAGCAACACACCCAUAUCCGUAAACGGAAAAGACGUGAUGCCUGGAGUGAAUGAAGUACUAGAUCAUAUGAAAGAAUUUUGCCAUCAAAUAAUCGAGGGUCAGUGGACUGGUUAUACUGGAAAGAAGAUCACGGAUGUUGUCAAUAUCGGCAUUGGUGGAUCUGAUCUUGGUCCCUUGAUGGUUUGUGAAGCUCUGCGUCAUUAUCAAAUUGGGCCUAACGUACAUUUCGUGAGCAACGUGGAUGGAACUCACAUUGCAGAGGUUACAAAGAAGCUUAAUCCAGAGACAACACUGUUCAUCAUCGCAUCAAAAACCUUCACGACUCAAGAAACUAUAACAAAUGCCGAGACUGCGAAGGAGUGGUUCUUGAGAAAGGCAGGGGAUAAGUCAGCCGUAGCAAAACAUUUUGUCGCGUUGUCAACCAAUGUACCAAAGGCGCAAGAAUUUGGUAUCAAUCCCUCAAACAUGUUUGAGUUUUGGGAUUGGGUAGGAGGAAGAUAUUCGUUGUGGUCCGCCAUAGGUCUAUCCAUCGCUGUACACGUCGGUUUCGAAAAUUUCGAGAAAUUGCUUGAAGGAGCUCACGCAGCAGAUCAGCACUUCGUCAACCAACCGCUUGACCAAAACGUACCGAUCAUCAUGGCUCUGUUGGGCGUUUUGUACGGAAACAUAUAUGGCGCUGAGACCCAUGCUUUACUUCCCUAUGAUCAAUACCUCCACCGCUUCGCUGCUUAUUUCCAACAAGGUGAUAUGGAAAGCAACGGAAAAUUUGUAACAAGAGAAGGAAAUCGUGUGGACUAUUCCACUGGACCCAUUGUGUGGGGAGAGCCAGGUACCAACGGUCAGCAUGCGUUCUAUCAGUUAAUCCAUCAGGGAACUAGACUGAUCCCCUGCGAUUUCAUCGCGCCUGCUAAAACGCUUAAUCCUGUUCGCAAUGGGCUGCAUCAUCAAAUUCUUCUCGCGAAUUUCUUAGCUCAAACGGAAGCCCUCAUGAAAGGUAAAAGCCGGGAAGAGGCAGAGGCGGAAUUGAAAGCCGCAAAUACGCCGCCUGAAAGAAUUGAAAAGAUCCUUCCACAUAAGGUUUUCGAGGGAAAUCGUCCUACAACUUCUAUCGUGCUUCCAGUAGUUAGUCCCUUCACUCUCGGCUUGCUAAUUGCGCUUUACGAACAUAAGAUCUUUGUCCAAGGAGUCAUCUGGGAUAUCAACAGUUAUGAUCAGUGGGGAGUUGAACUGGGAAAACAACUGGCCAAGGUCAUACAACCAGAGCUCGCGUCUGCUGCCACUAUCACCUCGCAUGAUGUCUCCACUAAUGGCCUGAUUAACUUCAUAAAAAUGGCUGGUUAUGCCCUGAAACGACUCAUGACGGAAUAUAAAGAACUUACCAGUCGACCUCCUGAAGGAAUCCUAGCUGCACCACUAGAUGAAGAUAAUUUUUUUGAGUGGGAAUGUCUAAUAACUGGUCCAGAAGACACGUGCUUUGCCAAUGGUGUGUUCCCAGCCAGGAUCUCUUUCCCACAAGACUAUCCACUUAGUCCUCCAAAAAUGAGGUUUACUUGUGACCUUUUCCAUCCAAACAUCUACCAGGAUGGAAGAGUUUGCAUUUCAAUUUUGCACGCACCGGGGGAUGAUCCCACAGGUUACGAGAGCUCAUCAGAGAGGUGGAGUCCCGUGCAAUCUAUCGAAAAGAUCCUACUAAGCGUCGUUAGCAUGCUGGCUGAGCCAAAUGAUGAAUCUCCAGCGAAUGUGAAUGCUGCGAAAAUGUGGCGAGAGGAUCGUCAACAGUUUGAAAAAAUCGCCGACAAUCUUGUCCGGAAAACGCUUUGUCUUCCACAAUCAGAGUCGUAGUCAGAAUGAACUCUUACACCGAAUUAUCGGGUGUUAAUCAUCAUAAGCAUAUGUAUCGUUCAACUGUGAGCCUUUUAUGGAAUAAAACUAUGCUUAUGUGCU